This is a messenger RNA of Caenorhabditis briggsae, 1449 nucleotides long. RefSeq names its product Protein CBR-AMPH-1 (gene Cbr-amph-1). The record is from RefSeq and is a predicted model, not a curated record. Gene Ontology annotation, molecular function: phospholipid binding; protein binding. Lineage: Eukaryota; Metazoa; Nematoda; Chromadorea; Rhabditida; Rhabditidae. Gene Ontology annotation, cellular component: plasma membrane; cytoplasm. The transcript is spliced from 11 exons. Bases 1 to 1449 code for a protein of 482 amino acids.
AUGGACUUCAACAAACAUUUCAAAAAAGCCACGAAUCGUACUAAAGAGAAGCUUCUCGAAGGAAUCGGAAAAGCGAAAGCCACCCAAGACGAAGUUUUCGAUCAGCACGCGGCUAAUCUGCAAAAACAGAGCAAAUCGUGUGAGAGAUUGCACAAGGAUGUUAAGACCUACGCCGCCGCUUUGAAAACUUUGCUAGCUGCUGAAAAACAACUCCGAGACACGAUCCGAGAUGCCUAUGAGCAAGAAUGGCCAGACCGAGAGCACCUCACAGCUAUUUUUGAUAAUCUUGAUAUUCAAACCGACGAGUUGGAGAAGAAAGUGUGUGAAGACUUGCCACAGACUGUGACGCAAUAUGUUAAUCAGUUCCCAGAUUUAAAGAAGAAGGUAGUUUGGACUUUUAGACACUACUGUAGUUGUAUAAUUUUACAGAUCGAAAAGCGUGGACGCAAAUUGGUGGACUAUGAUAGUGCCAAGAAUUCGUUUAAUAGUUUGAAAGCGUCGAGUAAGAAGGAUAGCGACCCAAAACUUGCCAAGGCUACUGUAGAACUGCAAAACGCUGAACAAAUGUAUACAGAGAUGAAUAAUGAGUUGUUGGAGAUUCUCCCAGCUGUAUAUGAUAGUCGGAUCACCUUCUUCGUGGAUACUCUUCAGUCACUCUUCAAUGCGAAUAGUGUCUAUCAGACGGAUGCUAGCAAGUUCCACAAACAAAUCGUAAUGCAACUGGACAAACUCGGAGAAUCUAUGGACUAUCUUCGAGUCGCCCGACCAGAAGCUCGUGCUCUCACUCCGAUCGACACCACCUCCUUAGCUUCAUCGAAUGCUCCAGCUACACCGGAUCCAAGUAAAGCUGAUAGCACCUCUCUCCGUCAAUCCACCCCGUCUCCAACUGUGGUUGUGUCCCCAGCACCAGCUGCAGUUCCAACAAUGAAGCCAAGAGAAAGUGUCGUUUCUAUGGCCAACUCAACUAAUCCAUUCGACGAUGAAGAUGAGACAGCAGAAGACGAAAAAGAAGCUACACCAACCACGGAAGUCGAGGAAAAGUUUGAGACCAAAGUUUAUCCGAAGCUCAACGCUCAACAAACAGCUGCUGCCGAUCAAGCAAUUGCGGCGGCGAGAAGACAGAAGAAGGAACCAUCCAACCCAUUCGACGACGAGGACGACGAAAAAACUGAAGUUGAGUAUCCAGUGAGCCCGAAGAAGGAAGACAAAGAGCCAGCACCAAAACCAUUGGACGGAAUUACCAAUGAAAAACGGAAGACCCUUUACUUCGUCACCUCGACUCACGAAUACAAAGCAGUUGAUACAGAUGAACUGAGUUUUGAACCAGGAAUGAAAAUUAAAGUGAUCGAAGCGAAUGAUGCUGAUCAAUUGGAUGAUGGUUGGAGACUUGGAGAGUUGGAGGAUGGAAAACGAGGAGUGUUCCCGGAGAACUUCACCAAGAAAGUUUAA